AUGAAGAAAUCGUAUUGUUCGAUUCAUGACUAGGAAGAGGAGAGAUACAUUUGUGUUCACCCAAUUUGCCUUAAAAAAGCUGAUAACAAAUUAUGUUGUGUUUAAUGUUUUACAACUUCGCAUAGAAAGAAGAAAUUAGAUUAACAUUAAUUUAUCAGUGUUUCAGAACUCUAGAAGAAAGCCGAUAGAAAUUAUUAAAGUUUGAUUUAACACUUUAAUGAUCUUAUUGAGAAAAAUGCAGCAGUAUAAACUGAUAUUGAAAGAAAAUUAUAAGAAUUAUUGAAUUCAAUUGUAACAUGGUAAUCUAAUCAAAAAAAAAUGUUCAAUGAUGUUGCUGAUUAUUCAAAUAGUGUUCUUACAUAUAAUAUUUCAAAGGCUGAUUAACUUUUUAAGAAUCCUUCAUUAGAUACAUAUAUUUAUUUUUACAUAAUAGAUUUAUAAAAAAUUGAAAUUAGCAAUCAAGAAAUCACCAAGUAAUCUUUGAGAAAUUUAUAGUAUUAACUUUAAGAUAUUGAGGCAAAAAGAGAUAUACUUGUUACUUAAACAACUUACUUUAAAAAGGAGAACUUUUUAAAAUUCAAAUAAAUGGAUUACUUAAUAGAAAUUAAUAAUCUUAAUGAUUUUGAAUUUUAAAAAUGUUCAAAGCAUUUAAGUAAAAUGAAAAUGUUAUGUACUCAUCCUAAAUGUUUAUAAAAUCCACAAAAUAAUUUAUAAUGCCUAAAUUGUAUUUAAGAAGAACAUUAAGAACAUUAUAUUUAAAAAUAUGUUUAACCUAUUGCAAUAAUUUAGAAGGAAUAAACUGAAAAAAUAAGCUUAAUUUAAGAGCUUAAAAAUAAGUUUUGUUAAGAUAUUUUAGGAUCAAUGGAUAAGAAUUUUACAAAAAUUAAUUAAAACUAGGAAAUUUAUUAUAAAAACUUUGAAAAUCUAAAAGAAAAAGGAAUUUUCUUAGAAUUAUAAUAAUUAAGUUUAGUAUAAAAUUCUAAAAAUUCUACAUAUAUAUUUGAUAAUAUUGAUUUGGAUCUUUUAUAAAUUACAAAGGAUUAAAUUUAAAAGGAAUAUAUGUCACUUUAUUAUAAUUUUGAAACUAAAUUUUCUACAAUUUUUGAGGAAAAAGUAAAUGAUGAUUUAUAAUUUUGUACUGAAUUAGAUUAAAAUUCAAAGAGAUUCUUCAAAUAUGUUAUUAAUUUGGAAUAAGAACUUUAAAUUUGUCAAUAAAAAUUAGAGAAUUAACAAUAGCCAAUUUAAAAUAAAAUAACAAUGACUAAUGAAAAUCCUGUAGAUGAAGAGAUCUAGAUAUAAAAACAAAUUAAAGCUGAAAAUUAUUUUUAAGAAAUUAAGUUUAGUAUAGAAAAACUAGAUCGUAAAUUACAAGAUAUUUAAGUUAAAGAAGAAGUGCAAAAAGGCAUCUAAAAACUUGAUUUAUUAUAAACAAAUUUGAAUAAUUUGAAUGUCACUAUAAAUGAUGUAAAGAAGAACACAUAAAUAUCAAACACCAAAUUAACUUGUCUAAAUUCAAAUUAAAAUGAAUUUGAUGCUUAAUUCAAAGAGUUAAAGAAUAAUGCAUCAAAUUAAUCAAUUAAAUUAUAAAAUAUAAGUUCUUCUAUUAAUGCUAUAGAUGUAGAAAUUAAGAAUGUUAAGACAACUACAACAAAUUAAAACAGUAAAUUAUUGAAUUUAGGUUAAAAUGUUAACACUUUAGAUUUGGCAAUUAAGGAUAUCAAGUAAAUUAAUUCUAAUUAGGAUACUUAAUUCUAGAAGUUAGAGUAAAACAUUAAGGCUUUAGAAGUGGUAAUUCAAGAUUUAAGAUUAAAUACAAUCAAUUAAAAUAGUAAAUUAUAAAGUUUGAAUUAAAGUAUUAGUAAUUUUAGUGAGACAACUAAUUCUAUCUAAAAUACUAAAUUUUAGACUCUUAACUCUGAUAUCAAUUCUUUAGAUGAGGUCAUUUAGGAUAUAAACACAAUGACAAUAAAGUAAAAUAAUAAAUUAUCUGAUUUGGAUUCAAAUAUUAAUAAUUUAAAUUUGGAAAUUAAGAAAGUAGAAAUGAGUAUCUAUAAGAAAACUUAACUUUAAUAUCUGAUUGGUUUUUUUGGUUUUAUCUUCUUAGCACUAAUAAUUACUAAGAAGAUGCAUUAAGCUUGA
Paramecium sonneborni is the source of this 2139-nucleotide messenger RNA. NCBI's taxonomy places the organism in Eukaryota, Ciliophora, Oligohymenophorea, Peniculida, Parameciidae. The record is from the annotation of a GenBank genome assembly.